Molecule: messenger RNA, 1450 nt
Organism: Bipolaris sorokiniana ND90Pr
Lineage: Eukaryota; Fungi; Ascomycota; Dothideomycetes; Pleosporales; Pleosporaceae
Exons: 1
Coding region: 251-1285 (344 amino acids)
Source: RefSeq, a predicted model, not a curated record
CUCGUCCAAUCGCCUCGAAUACUCUUUACGAGACCCUGGGGCUUGUUUGGUUCAAGGUUCUGACUGGGCCACGAUGCGGUCCUCGCGGCGAGGGUAAAUGGCUCAAAGUAGGUGGCUUAGAAGGGGACGUGGUGGCUGAUACAUCCGGGGGUGCGGGACGACCACGCAAAGGAGAUGGGUUUAUAGAUGGGUGGGUUCCUUGCGUUGUAUUCGAUAGCACCUUCUUUGUACUAUAUCGAAAAGUUGUAAGAUGUUCAGGCUGCCAAACUACUCUGCACCGCGUGGUGAAAGCAUUGCGCUUUCGCCAUACCCCACCACACCCAAGAGCAAUGUCUACGCCGAAGAGAAGGACCCUUUCGAUGCUCUGCGAAGAGCGAGUGCGACGAGCGAAGAGACAUACUCAGACGAAGCUUUAUCGCCUACCAGCACAUGGUCGAAUUCCACACGCCCGAAUAGCAGCCCUUCUCCCUACACUCCGGAAACCCCUGUACCACGAGUAAUAGCACCAACCCGUCGUCAAAUGAUCAAAUCAAAGACCUUUCCAGCUUCUGAACGCAUCUCACGAUCUACUGCAACCACAUCAGAAAGGCUGAAAAGCAUACUCCCAGACCUACUACCUCUGGACGAUCAAUCAAAAACACUAAGGCUCCAAGCCCCCUUUAUAUACGAGACACAAUCACAAAACCUACCACAAUACCAACUACAAAAAACCCUAGACCGAAGCAGCGGCCCAUCAACCCUCCUCAACAUCCGCCGCAUACAACCGCACGAAACGAGGCCCUGUUCCGUGCCUGCAAUCUACGCAGCGCAAGAUCGGCGCAUACGCUACGAUGAAGAGGGGACGUUGUACACGAUUUCUGACUUCGACAUGAAGGGACGGGCCGAAAAUGCGUUGAGGGGUAGCAUCCAGCUUACGAGUGGAAAGACGCUGUGGGGCGGGCAGUGGACGCGCAUCUGGCACGUCACCAGGUGCCGGGCGCGGCAUUCUCGGUGUGACUACAGGGGCAGUUGCGAGCCGGAGAAGCAUCUUUUGUUCUGCAUCAAAAAGGGCGUAUGGGAGGAUGCGGAGGGCGUAGUUGUUGGGCGGGAAGAGAGUAGGAGGGUGGGGAGUUGGGGUUGGGAUGGGCUGGCUACUAGGUGGAAUGGGGUAGGGUCAGAGAGGGAAAGUAGGGCGCUGGAGAUGACGGAUGCAGUCCGAAGGGACCAGAGGAAGAGCGAUCUGCUGGUUGCGUGUUGGGUGAUGAGGUUGUGGAUGGCAGGCGAGUUUGUGUGGGAUGACGAGUAGGGGACAGGUAAUCACAUAGUGAUGUGACUAAAGUUUAUUGACAAGCAGAGGCCGACAUUGACAGUGAUGAUUGUCCCAGCAGGCGACUGCUGACCAUGGUGAAGGGGGUGAGAUGGCUGUACAUAGUUGUUAGCAGAGAGAAAUGAUGUAUCGAAGCCCAACCGU